CCGCCCGUCUCACUCCCCCUUUUCCGACCCUGCUGCCAGUCCCCGCCUCCCUCUGUGACUGCAAGCCCGAACUUCCAUCCCCCUACUGGCCUUCACUCCAAUUAUCUAACUAGCAGAGUCUCGCUUCAUCUGUACAACAAACUUCAGAACUUUACCAGAAGAAAAGGUAUUAAAGAAGGAGAAUCUCGGAGCUGCUGCCCACAGUCCAUGUGCAGACCCGCGGCGGGAAGCAGGCCGACGGGGAGAAUGUGGAUCUGGUACCUGCUGCUCGGUUCUGGCUCCGGCUCCAGCUCGGUCGAAAGCCAGCUGCUCCCUGGGAAUAACUUCACAACAGAGUGCAACAUUCCUGGGAAUUUUAUGUGUGGAGAUGGGAAGUGCGUCCCUGGGGGCUGGCAGUGUGAUGGGCUGCCUGACUGCUUCGACGAGAGCGAUGAAAGAGGCUGCCCCAGGGUAAAGUCCCGGUGUGCCGCCACGUUCUUCGCCUGUGCAAGUGGGAUGCACUGCAUCAUUGGGCGCUUCCGCUGCAACGGCUUCGAGGACUGUCCUGAUGGCAGCGACGAGGAGAACUGCACUGCAAACCCCCUGCUGUGCUCCACAACGCGCUUCCACUGUAAGAAUGGCCGUUGUGUGGACAGGAGCUUCCUCUGCAACGGACAGGACAACUGUCAAGAUAACACUGAUGAGGAAGACUGUGAGAGCACCUCCGAGUCUGUCCCAGGGCAGGACUUUGUGACGCUGGAUUACCGGCUGCACUACUACCCCAGCAUCACGUAUGCAGUGAUUGGCAGCGCAGUCAUCUUUGUCCUGGUGGUGGCGCUGCUGGCCCUUGCCCUGCACCACCAGAGGAAGCGCAGUGUGCUCCUGCCUCGUGUGGGGCAGCACCUUCACCGCCUGCACCAGCCCCUGCUGCUCUCGCGCUUCGUCAUCGUGGAGCCACAGCACUCCUGCAGCGCCUCUGCCGCUUCCUACAGCACCACCCGCGGGAUCCAGCUGCUCUCCGGAGCGCUGUACCCACGCAGCUACACCAUGGACACCCCUCCCUCGUACUCGCAGGCAGUCCGUGACCUCAGUCGGCCACCCUGGUUUGAUUUGCCCCCUCCCCCCUACCCUCCUGAUGGAGAGGAUCCCGUCCCAGAGGAUCUGCCCCCCUACCAGUCCCGCCGGGGGAGCACGCAGAGCCAGGACAGUCCCAGCGAGAGCCACACAGGGACACAAACAACUGUACAUAGAGAGGCCCAGUCCUAGGGGCCAGUCUGCCAGGGCUAAAUACCACAGCAUCCCCAUCUCUACACCACAGCCGUGUACAGAGGAUCCUGCUUCAGUCAUAGAGAGGCCCAUAUCCUCUUAACCAGUUAAACAAUCAAUUUGUGAAAUUCUUUAGGCUGAGUUUUGAGUAAUUCUGUCCUCAGCAACAGUGGAGUGGAUACAUGUUUACAUAUGUAUGCCCACAUCAGAGUUUUUCUUAUAUCUAGAAAACCACUUAUUAAAUUGUGCUGAAAGUUAGGUAUUCAUUUGAGUAUGAUCUGAUGAGUAUAUGGAGGAACAUGUGCUUUGUUUGUAUGUCACAGUGGCCAUGGUGGUGUUUGUCAUGAUACUGAUGGCUCUUAUUGUUAUAUCUACAGCCCUGGCAGGGGGUGUAUGUUUCUAACAUGAGGUGGCAAUGCUGUCAUAGUGCAGCUGUCUCGUUUGAUUCAGAAUGAUUGUUAUCUUGAUGAGGUGCCAAGGCAAAUUAAUAUCUAAAUGCCUGUUAUUAUAACUAUUAUAAUAAUACACAGACCACUUUCAUAACCUGCAAACGAUUUCAAAUUUAACAGAAUUAUUCCCAUCAGAAUGCAUGACUGUACGUUCACCUGUUAGAGGGCAAGAUCUCAAUGAAACACCUGGUAAAAUGAAUAGAAGAGCUUUAUAUAAAGUUCUCUCUGACAAGGGUGGAAAUGCCCCAGCAUGAGAAUAGCACUAUAAUGAACUUGUUUUUUUCUGUUCGGACCCUGGACGUGGGAACAGGUUUUAUGGCCCUUUAAACAAAAUAAUUCCAGUGCAUUUUAAUAUGUAUAACCAUCUGUGUAUAAGUCUCUCAUUUAAUACAUGAAAGAUGCACAUGCUCAAAAAUAAAAUGGGAUGCAGUCUAGUAUCUAUUGCAGACUGACCUCUAGAUAGCCUUGUAAAUAAUAUAAUUUAAAGAAAAAACUAUGUGAAGGAUUUGAAGUGGGAACAGGUUGUUUCCCAGUCUCAUUGACCAUUGUCUGCUUCCUACCCCUAUGCUCAAGGGCUGUUCUAACAAGCAGUGAAGCCCCAAAUUGCAUAAUUCAUCAAAUAAAAGGAAACACUGAGCAGGCUGGAAUCACUUGGAACUGUGAGUAUGACUCCGCAAGAGGAGGCAAUAGAAAAGCUUUUCUGUUAUGGGAACAAUGCGCUACCGCAUGCAGAACAGUUUUCUUCGUGGUCCAUGCAGUGCAAAAACCAUCCAAAUCUGGUCUCCUUUAUUACCCAAUAUCAAUCUCAUGGCUCAUGUUUAUCGGGAUGCUGUUGGGUCACUGCCCAUGCUGAAGGAAUUAAUUCAACACAAAGCCUAAAGACAUGUUAACAUUGAGAGGUUUCAACAUUAUUCAUCAGUCAGAUUCUGGAGCUGAGAAUGAUGGAGAACACAUUGAGCAUGUACCUUAAAAAUACGCCCCCUGAUGGUGAAAUGUAUUUAUUGUAUUGCUUAUCUUGACAAUUUGCCCACCUUCAUACUUUGUAUCAUAUCCCAGCUAUGACACUGCAAAGUGGCCACAGGACUUUAUGUCCACCGGCUUUAUCGCUCCAGUCAAAUCUGUGCAGUUAUCACCCCUAUAUCAGAAUGAAAUGUGAGCUAUUCAGUUUAAAUCACUCACCUAUCUAAGGAACAUGCAAUAUUAGUUUUAGUGCAGGACUAUUAAGCAAGGCCUGCUAACAGAGAUUUCUUUCCAGCUCGUGUAGUAUGAGAUAACAUGUUUUAGAAUGAAAAUAUGUUUGCUAAAAAUAUGUUUUUUUCAAAACUACACAAUUGAGACCUAAUUAGUGAAUUGAUCUUUCAAUGCACACUUUAUCUCUGAUGCGUUUAACUGGUCGUCCCUGAGACGAAAAGGCUGAGAGUGUAAGUUGGAUGUUAAUCAUAUCGGCACGAUUUACCGCAGAUUAGGAAUCAGAAAGGCUUGGACUAGAUCAGGGGUGUCCAAAAUUCUUCUAAUUAAGCACUUAAUUGGUCCAAUUUAGUAAUUUAGGGUACUGUUGGAACAAAAACCAGGAGGGACAGUGGUCCUCCAGGACCAGGAUUGAAGACCCCUGGACUAGAUCAACACAGUUCUUUCUGAUUGGACGUGAGGGACUGUUUAAUGCAGCUGAGAUCAUAUAUGAAUAGUAAUGUUGCAAAGCUUCUGUUGUUUAUUUAACAUGUUCAUGAUGUUUUAAUGAAGAACCUGAAAAACAAAACAAAACAAAUACAUUUCAGCCACUCAUUACAAAUACAAACUGAAAAAGACUAACAUAAUAUUACUGAAAGAAUUAGUACAGGAAAGUUACACAAAACGAUAAGCGUUCACCCAGGAUCCUGAAUAGAUUUGAACACAGCAGUAGCACAGAUAAAUUUAAUCCUUGUAGAAGGAUUAAGUUUAAUCCUUGUAGAAGGAUUUACAAAAGCCCUGCUUGUGUAAAUAGUGGGUGUGUGAAUGCAAAGUUGGCACAGAUGGGGUUAAUUCUGUCCCUGUCAGCAAUCACAAGUGUGGACAUUCUCCACUUAGGUAAUUGAGUGCAAAUUGGAGAAUGCACAUAAGGGGAGAGAAUCCUUUGUUUGGGGGAGGUUUUGGUGAGUUUGGUGUUGACAAAGAUCAACAAAUAAACAGGGCAAGAGGGUUAGGGUUAGGGUCAAAAUAAAGAUUCAAGCCAAACAAGCAAACGUAGGCUGGGCAUUCGCCUUCACUACUAAGUUGCAAACGCACAUCAAAACACAGGUCAAAACUCCCCAAACAAAGAAUUUUCUCCCGUUAUAUACAUGUGACCAUUCUCCAAUCAGCACUCAGUUAUCUAAGUGGAGAAUGGCCACACCUGUGAUUGCUGGCAGGGAUAGAAUUAACCCCAUCCGUGCCAACCUUGUAUUCACACACGCACUAUUUACACAAGCAGGGCUUUUGUCCUGCCAUAGAUUAAAACUCUGCUUCCUUUCUAUAAAAAAUAAAGAGUUUAGUUUCCUGUUAAGUAUUUCUGAAGGCAAUGAGGACCUGUAACAAAUCCACAAAAACUUGUUGCUUUGCUUUUGUUUCCUUUUAUAAACAUUAGCUGGAAAACUUGUCAGGUUAGGAAAAAAGAAAGAUCCUGCCCAAUCUGUUCUGGGAUGCUUUUUGAAUCUUCUUGUAUUGUACAAGUACUUUGUAUCAAUGUUUAAAACUUUUUUUUGUUUGUAUUCUUUUAUAAUCAUUCAUGUCUUGUGUUAUGGUACUUUAAUGUAAUCCUGUUUUUUUUUUUUUAAGGUUUUCUAAAAAUGUACAAAUGUAAAGUAAUAUAAAUGAUUUUUCCUCUAAAUGUUAAA
This is a messenger RNA of Acipenser ruthenus (sterlet), 4543 nucleotides long. Its product is annotated as low-density lipoprotein receptor class A domain-containing protein 3. The coding region runs from base 208 to 1245 and encodes 345 amino acids. The record is from RefSeq and is a predicted model, not a curated record. Gene Ontology annotation, molecular function: protein binding. NCBI's taxonomy places the organism in Eukaryota, Metazoa, Chordata, Actinopteri, Acipenseriformes, Acipenseridae. The transcript is spliced from 6 exons. Gene Ontology annotation, biological process: receptor-mediated endocytosis. Gene Ontology annotation, cellular component: plasma membrane.